Messenger RNA from Parasteatoda tepidariorum (common house spider), 2798 nucleotides. Its product is annotated as stomatin-like protein 1. NCBI's taxonomy places the organism in Eukaryota, Metazoa, Arthropoda, Arachnida, Araneae, Theridiidae. Gene Ontology annotation, cellular component: plasma membrane. The record is from RefSeq and is a predicted model, not a curated record.
AAUGUUUAUUUAUAUUUAUAGCAAAUUUCGUUUGGUUAUGCAAUUUGUUUUCUAAAAGAGUGAACGAAACUGUUUCGCUUAAGUAAUGCGAAAAUUUUACAUUAUUUAUUAAAUUAACUUGCUGAAAAAAGACAUAUGAUCAUUUCCUGUACCUAUAAAGUAAUUCUGAUUAGAUCUGAUAUGAUCUAAAAGUUUUAAAGUAAAAUGAGUUAUAUUUGAAAUUUAUUACGGAGUUACCUUCUUUAAUGGUGUUGACUUACUUUUAAACCAUGGUGACAGAAAAAGAAUUCUGCUCAAUCUUUGAUUAUUCUUCUCCAUUUAAAUAUGGUGCUGCACACAUUAAAAAGAAGUCAUUUAACCAAGAAUACAGAUCAGUAUUUUCCUACCAGGCAAUUACAAUAUCAGAUGAGGAUUUUGAAAUUGAUCGUAAAGAGAAAUGGACAUCUCUGAUUGUAAGAUAUACGAUUACUUGCAUUCUGUAUAUGUUGGCAGUCUUACUGUUUCCAAUUUCAGUUUUUAUAUGCUUAAAAAAAAUUCAUGCUCUGGAGAGGCUAGUUUUGUUACGACUCGGAAAGUUACAACCAGUGAGAGGGCCAGGAUUUGCAAUUAUUCUACCCUGCAUUGAUAAAUGGGUUAAAGUUGAUUUAAAACCAAAAGGCUUCACCAUUUCACUAUCUCAGUCUCUAACAGCUGAUAGAGCAAUUGUGGAGGUGAAAUCAGAUAUUGAAUAUCGUAUAUCAGAUGUCAUUAAUUAUGUUAUGAAACUUCGUCAGCAGGAAAGCACCUUAAAGGAUUUGAGCCAAUUUUGCCUUGGAAAUAUAAUAUCUGAGAAAGACCAAGAUGAUCUUGAACUUAAGAGAGAAAUUAUAAAUUUUAGUUUCAAGAAUGAACUUAAUCGCAGUGCUUUAAAGUGGGGAUUGGAGAUAAUAAAUGUUAACCUCCAUUCUAUUAAAGUUUUAAAGGCUGCUGAACCAAUUGAUGCCAUUGGAACUUUGAUGACAGCUUUAAAGGCAGCUACAGGGCAAUCUUCUGAUGCAUCACCUCCUAUGUUUCCUUUUAUACCAAACACAACGGCAACAGAAAAUAACUCUGACAUUUCUGAAGCAGAAUCUGCUACUUCUGCAUCAAGUUCCCAUCAAGACAUAUCUAAUUCAGAUGAUAUUCUUGAUAUUUUAAAAUGUGUAACCAAUAAUGUGUAUCAAGAAGGAAAACUGACCAAUUUGAUAGCCAAAUUUCAGCUCGAUAUUCUUGGUGACUCUGUUAGAAAAGUCUAUCUUUGUUUUGAUAAAGACAAUUUCUCCAUCUUUGAAGAUGAUAACUGUACAAUUGUAUGUGAUGUCUACAUUGAGCUAACUGAACAUGUUUUAAGAGAAUUUCUUAAUGGAAAACUCUCUCCUCUAAAUGCUUAUAUGGAUGGUAAAGUUACAGUUACAGGUGACUGGAAGUUGUUGAAAUACUUAGCUUUAAUAUUUCAAUAAUUUUCUUGAAUUUCAUUUAUUUUUUACACAUAAGUUUAAAUAAAAAGCUUAUUGAUUUUAUGUAAAUUUAAUUUAUUUUGUUCAUACUGAACAAAAAUAUGUAGUUUUCAAUUUACAUAUAUAUCAGAGUAAUGUAAAAGCCAAAAAUAUUCUGUGCGCACAAAUAUUAAGCUAAAAAAUUUCUGUAUCAGGGUGUCGUGGUGUAACAUACUUAUGAACAAAGAUUCAGAACAAAAUCAUAUUUAUGUAGCACAAAAAUGCUUUUACAUUGUUUCAACACUAUUGCACACACACACAUUAAUAACACUAUUCCAAAAAUAAAUUGAGAAAUUACAAAAAAAAAAAAAAAAAUUGAAAAUAAAAUUAUUUGGUUUUUUAAGAAUAGAAUGUAAGACAUUGAAAAUUUUUGGCCUUAACGUUGAGACUUUUUGCGCUUGUCUACACUCUAUAAUGUCUUUUGAUAAAUGUAAGCAAUCAUUUUAUUUGUGGUUUUUGUAAAACUUUUUGCUUUUUAAAAGUUUUUAAAAAUUUGUGUUCUUUUAUUUGAAAGCUUUAGAAUAUUAUUGUAGAAUUAUUAGAAAAAAUCAACCUAGUUAAUUUGACUGUGAUAUUAUUAUAUUUAGUUUAUUGUCUAGUCUUUUAAACUUUAUUUUCUUCUGAUUUAGAGUUAUUUUUUUUUUUGGAAAUUUUAAUCUCUUUUGCUAAAUACUUAAUGUUUGUUGUUAAAUAAAAAAAAACUGAUUUUUUUAAAUAGAGAUUUAAUUUAAUUAUAAAUGGAAUGAAAGUAAACAGUGCUAUUUUAACAUUUCAUAAUUUUAUGCUUCAUUAUAGUGUUAUUGCAAAUAAAACAAGCUGUGUUUUUGUCAAUUAUUUUACUAUUUUCCUGAUUCUUCAUUGUUGUGUUAAAAUUUCACUAAUAUUUAUUUUGUUAAAAUUAAAUAUUUAUGGUAUUUUUGUGCACAUUCAAUAUGAUGAUUUCGUCUUAUAAUGUUUGUUUUUAUUUGCACAUCAGAGGUUGUAGUAUCGAGAAUAGAUUGUAACAAUAAUAAAUAAACUGAAAUUUUGCAGUAGCUAAUUGUGCAUAUGUAACCAAUAAUAAUUAAGUUCAUCAUAACUUUUAGUCUCAUGUUUACUUUUAUAUUUAUUUUAAACAUUUUUAUCUUUUAUGUUUUUAUGUGUUUAUCAUAUUAAUUUAUUAAUUUAAAAAUUAUUUUAAGUAUCUGUACAGAAAUGUAUGAAUUCUAGUAUCUAAAACAAAAAUGUAUUAUUUCUUAAUAUUAUGUUGCAUUCAAAAUAAAUAUAUGUAUAUGUUGCUGUUAA